AUGGAGUUUACUGGCUUGUAUUCAACUUCCCCACAAAGUAACCAGCCCAGCCUGUUUGAUUCCCCUGUGGAGCGGUACCUGAAGGCCAGGCAGAGCAUUCAGCGCUUCACUGUUACUCAGCUUGGGCUGGCAAUAUUCUCAAAUGAGGGUUCAAACAAGUAUGUGGUGCAUUCAUACAACUUCUUUCUGUUUCCCUCAACGUUGGGAGUUACGGAUAUCGAAUUCACCCUCUCUGCAUCUAGCAUUCAGUUCCUGUCUCAUUAUGGCUUUGACUAUAAUAAGUUCCUCAAAGAUGGAAUCCCAUACAUGAAUGAGGCACAGGAGAAGAUCCUUAGCAAGCAUCUCUUAGCGGAUAGCUGGAAAGUCAGCAGUGCUCUGGACAGGGAUGUGCUGAAGAAAGCUAUUGAUGAAGUGACCUGUUGGAUAGCUGCGGCAGAGGAAGAGGAGACUAUGAUUCUGCAGGAUCUGAGCGGCUAUCAGAUGUUUGAAGUUCAGCUGGUUCUGAGACAGGCUCUCCAAAAUGUUUGGACACAGCCUCUUGGAGACAAGAAGGUAAUGGUGAAAAAAGUGAGUCCACAGCAUCGCCAGCUUCUGGAGAACUCUCCUUAUGACUACUGCCGGAAGGAGCUCAUUCUCCUGUCUGCGCGGGGCUUCACCAACCUCUUCCAGGUGCUUGUUAAAGCCAAGAAGCCCCUGGUGGGACACAACAUGCUUAUGGACCUUAUGCAUCUUCACGACAAGUUCUACAAGCCCCUUCCAGAAAGCUACGAGGAGUUUAAAAGGAACAUUCACAACCUGUUUCCUGUCCUCAUAGACACCAAGACUGUUACGAAAUCUAUCUGGAAGAAAUGUCCAUUUCCGCGAGUAUCUCAACUUUUGGAGGUGUAUGCAGCUUUGUGCAGCAGCAGCCUAAAUCCCAAAGACCCAACGUGCCCAGUGAUAGCUCUUGCAAAUGGCUGCUCAAGAUACGCUGAGAAGAAAUCUCCUCACGAGGCAGGCUAUGAUGCAUUUCUCUGUGGUUCAGUUCUUCUGAAGUCAGCUCAUUUGCUACUGUGCAGAUCCACAGAUGGUGCAGUGGAGGCUGAUCCUUCUUUCUCUCAGUAUCUCGCCGUGUUAGCCGAGUAUCUGAACAAAGUGAAUUUCAUCCGAGGUGGUGUUUCAAGCAUUAAUUUUUCUGGGGAAGAUGUUCCCUGCCAACAUCCCCCUGUCUUGGUUGUCCAUGUCCGAGGCUGGCCAGGGCUGAAUGAAAAGCAGAUUUACCAAGAGUUUAAAACUCUUUGUCGCUUUGAUGUCAGACGGCUUUCAAAGAACCAGUUUAUUCUGCUCUCCAAUAAAUUUAAGCACGUCAGGCUUGUUCUGCGAGACUAUAAGCAUCACCCUCAUCUGCAGGUUUCCGUCUAUCGCAGGUGGAGGCACUCCCCACACGUGAACUGCCUGCUGCAGGUCUCUGGUGUUGUGGCACUGUGGUCUCUCUUGGCCUUUGUACUCGGAGGAGCUCCUUGCUGUUCAGUCUGA
Molecule: messenger RNA, 1515 nt
Organism: Cariama cristata (Red-legged seriema)
Lineage: Eukaryota; Metazoa; Chordata; Aves; Cariamiformes; Cariamidae
Gene: PNLDC1
Product: poly(A)-specific ribonuclease (PARN)-like domain containing 1
Exons: 18
Coding region: 1-1515 (504 amino acids)
Biological process (GO): nuclear-transcribed mRNA poly(A) tail shortening
Cellular component (GO): endoplasmic reticulum; cytoplasm
Molecular function (GO): RNA binding; poly(A)-specific ribonuclease activity
Source: RefSeq, a predicted model, not a curated record